AUGCAGACAAAGGGAGACAAGUUUGUAUAUGAUCAUAAGCUGAGAUCCACUCAUGAUAUUCCUUGUGGCUGUGAGAUAAAGGUGACAGUGGACGCGGGUCUGGCGAUUCAGAAAUAUUUGGUUGGUGUGGUCGAGAAUGGAGAUCCAUUGGUUAUGCACAGGGCGAAUGGUUGGCUCUAUGAUCAAAUUUACUCAGAUAGAGGGUCUUCGAAGCAACUGGAGAAAAAGAAGAAAGGCAAGGGGCGCUCGAAAGGAAGCAAGAACAAGUCACGUGAACAAGUCUAUACUCAAUGGGAUUUUCGGCAGUCUAAUGGGCCUCCUCAAGAUGUGCUGGGUGAUGGAAACUGUGGAUUCCACGUUAUGGCGAGCCAUUUGUUUGGAUCCGAGCAUCAAUGGCAUAAUGCUAGAAUAAUUGGCGCAAAUGAGCUAGAGGAACGUCCAGAUUUGUACGAUUUCUUCUUCGAAAGAGACAUUCCCAAGCAUGUUCACCGCAUACGAUGGGGCCCUAAUGGGCCUUUAACCGGACCUGUUCGGGAGAUUGCCAUUGCUCGUCUAGGCGAUUACAAGCAUUACAUUCAGCUAGAUUUUGUGGUUUCAGAUUUUCCAGUUCCGUCCAUACCUUAUCAAUGGUUCCGCCAACGUGACACUUUCGUUAUUGGUUGGGAGCAGCCAUAUCUCAAGAGAAUAGAGCUUUGGCACACUUCAUGUAAUGAUAAUGGACGGACACAAUCCCCUCAGUCUUCUUCCUUUAAUGUUGAGUAG
Oldenlandia corymbosa var. corymbosa is the source of this 762-nucleotide messenger RNA. The record is from the annotation of a GenBank genome assembly. Lineage: Eukaryota; Viridiplantae; Streptophyta; Magnoliopsida; Gentianales; Rubiaceae.